Molecule: messenger RNA, 1365 nt
Organism: Fulvia fulva
Lineage: Eukaryota; Fungi; Ascomycota; Dothideomycetes; Mycosphaerellales; Mycosphaerellaceae
Exons: 2
Coding region: 1-1365 (454 amino acids)
Source: RefSeq, a predicted model, not a curated record
AUGGAGGGCGUCGUCGAAAACUCUCUCGAGGCUAUCAGCUACCUCACUGACAAGCAUUUCGACAAAGGCUGGGACUCUUACAGGAAACACGUCAACGGCAAGAAGGUCGAAGAGACAUACGUCCCCUAUCGCGGACCGUUCACCGAUCCAGAGAAGCAGCGCAAGGAAAGCAGUGAGACGCCCUCGCAUGCUUCGUCAUCGAGGAAGCGCGACGCACGACGCUCUCCUGCUGACACAGCCUCCCGCGCGAGAUCCAAGAGCGCUGUACCUCGCUCGAAGCUCAUAACUCCGGCGGCCGCUGCCGCUACUGGUACUGCCGUCGGUGCGACUGCUUACACUGCCGCCCCUCCUGGUUCGCGAAGAAGGCAACGCAACAGCCCUCCCUCACCGGAGCGAGAAGCAUAUCGUCCCGGCACCCUCCAACAAGAAAGCGAAGAGAGCGACAGGGUCCUCAGAGAAUACGAACAAGAAAUCGACGAUCCUAAGCGACGUGCUGAAUCCGUCCUCGACACCACUGAUCUCAACUACAUCAAAGAGUCGAGGCGGGCUUCGGUCGUCGCUACCUCCAUCCUCAAGGUCAAGGACAAGGACAACAGACGAGACAGCGCCAUGGCAUCAGGCUACGACGACGACUACAGAGGCGGUGGUGGCUAUGCCCGCGACGCCCCACGCCCACGUUCUCAGCCACCGCGAAGCAGAUACUACGACGACGAUGACAGCGACUAUGACGAGCGCAGCGGACGCAGAUACAAGGCGGGAAGCGGUCGUGGAUACGAUGACGAUCGCGACUACGAUCGCGUAGUCGAGGAAACGGAGAGAUAUCGUGGACCUGUAAGUUCAGGACCACUCGUCCCUAUGAACCGACCUCUACCAGCGCGCGAGGAGAGCUACCGCUCUGGGACCGAAGGACCGUACGGCGCUGGCACAGUGGCGCAAUAUGGUCGCCGAUCAGACGGCGCACUCGACAGACAGGAAUCAUAUGUCAGCAGACGUACCAAAGGAUCCCGUGGUCGCGAUCGCUCAUACUCUCGCUCGCCCUCCCGCAGCCGCUCUCGAUCAGGCGAGCGAGGCGGCGGCAUCCAAGACAAAAUCCAAGGCGCAUUCGACACAAGUGGACGUGGUCUGGGCGUCGGUAUCGCUGGUGCCGUUAUUGGCGGACUGGCUGGCCGAGAGUUCGGACAGAAGCAUCGCCAGCGCGACAUUAUAUUGGGCGCCAUAGUAGGUGGUCUUGGAGCGAAUGCCGCAGAGAACCAGUGGCGCGAGUAUAAGAACAAGAAAGAGCGAAAUCUCGAGGUAGAUGAGGAGCGAUGGGAACAGAAGUUCGACGGUCGAGACUAUGGUCGAAGCCGGAGCAACGUGCGAUGA